GGACAAGGGCAUUGAUUUCGGACGGGACCGUCGGCAGCAGACGGCAUGAAGCGUGACGAUGCGAUCGCGUACUUUCAAGGGCGACUGGAGAAGGCCCCAAUGGACGAAGACGCGCUGCACAACCUCUCGGUGCUGUACAAAUCCAAGGGCGACACGGAGCAGUACGAGCGCGUCGCGCGCAUCGCGCUAUUAACGAAACGCGGCGGGCCCGCCCACUACAACGAGCUCGGACUGGCCUUGAUGCAGGCUGGCAAGCUCGACGACGCUUACGACCAGCUCCAAAAUGCGGUCGCGCUACAGCCGUCGUUUGGGCCUGCGCACAUCAAUUUAAGUGCUGUGAAAGCAAAGCGCGGCCACUUCAAGGAGGCCAUUCGUCAUUGCGAGGACGCGCUCAAGUACCUUCCGAACGACCCUUCCGUGCAUCGCAACAUGGCCAAGCUUCUCGAGGCCGUUGGGCGCACGGCCGAGUCCCUUACACAUAACCAAGCCGCUUUGCGCCUUGCCCCACCGACGCAUCCGUGGCUCGGAAGAUUGCCCUUCAAAGCGUGAGUCGGAAGCUCCCGACGCAGGCUCACGCCGCGUACGACACGUACCGCCGCCUCACGGGCCAGCACUACGACCUCAACCUCUAGUCGAGACGACGACCAAGGACGUACGAUGGACAACGUGUACAUGCUUUGUUACAAAUCAAUUGGCUUUGUCGC
Saprolegnia parasitica CBS 223.65 is the source of this 704-nucleotide messenger RNA. RefSeq lists its product as hypothetical. Gene Ontology annotation, molecular function: protein binding; mannosyltransferase activity. Gene Ontology annotation, cellular component: endoplasmic reticulum. Lineage: Eukaryota; Oomycota; Saprolegniomycetes; Saprolegniales; Saprolegniaceae. The record is from RefSeq and is a predicted model, not a curated record. Bases 46 to 549 code for a protein of 167 amino acids. The transcript has 2 exons. Gene Ontology annotation, biological process: protein O-linked glycosylation via mannose; endoplasmic reticulum unfolded protein response.